Molecule: messenger RNA, 2006 nt
Organism: Oryzias latipes (Japanese medaka)
Lineage: Eukaryota; Metazoa; Chordata; Actinopteri; Beloniformes; Adrianichthyidae
Gene: tmem185a
Product: transmembrane protein 185
Source: RefSeq, a predicted model, not a curated record
ACUGAUUACAAGUAGUAGAAGAAGUGACGUCAAGGCCUUCGGAUCGUAGGAAAAAACAAAGAUAUUUUAUGAGCCGGAGUCAUAAAAAUCAACAAUUACAAAUUUUACAAUGUUUUCCAGUCAGAAUAGGAGGUGAAGUAACUUCAAUCACCGAAGAAUCCAAUGUUAGCUAGCCAGCCAUCUUCACUUCCGUCAUGAAUUUAAGAGGACUAUUUCAGGACUUCAAUCCGAGUAAAUUCCUGAUCUACUCUUGCCUGCUGCUUUUCUCCGUGUUGCUGUCCUUGAGGCUGGAUCACGUCAUCCAGUGGAGCUACUGGGCUGUGUUUACACCAAUAUGGUUGUGGAAGCUGUUGGUGAUCGUCGGAGCCUCUGUAGGCACUGGAGUGUGGGCCCACAACCCUAAGUACAGGGCUGAAGGGGAGACAUGUGUGGAGUUCAAGGCAAUGCUGAUAGCAGUUGGGCUCCAUGUCUUGCUGCUGAUGUUUGAAGUGUUGGUGUGUGAUCGCAUUGCCAGAGGAAACUAUUUCUGGCUGCUGGUCUUCAUGCCUCUCUUCUUUGUUUCGCCGGUUUCUGUCGCAGCGUGUGUUUGGGGAUUUAGACAUGAUCGCUCCCUUGAACUGGAGGUGUUGUGUUCUGUGAAUAUACUGCAGUUCAUCUUCAUUGCUCUCAGGUUGGACGAUAUUAUCAAGUGGCCCUGGCUGGUUGUGUGCGUCCCACUGUGGAUCCUAAUGUCCUUCCUCUGCCUUGUUGUCCUCUAUUACAUCAUCUGGUCAGUCCUCUUCCUCCGCUCCAUUGACAUCAUUGCUGAGCAGAGGCGGACUCACAUCACCAUGGCAAUCAGCUGGAUGACCAUUGUCGUCCCACUUCUCACGUUUGAGAUUCUUCUUGUGCACAAGCUGGAUGGCCACAACAGUCUGAGCUAUGUUUGUGUGUUUGUCCCUUUGUGGCUUUCUCUCCUCACUCUCAUGGCCACCACCUUUGGUCAGAAAGGAGGAAACCACUGGUGGUUUGGCAUCCGCAAAGACUUCUGCCACUUUUUGUUGGAGUUGCUUCCAUUCCUGAGAGAGUAUGGCAAUGUCUCCUAUGACUUUCAACACGGUGGAGAUUCUGAGGUGGCUGAGGAUCUGCCAGUACCUGAGCCCCCACCGAAGAUAGCUCCCAUGUUCCACAAGAAGACAGGUGUGGUGAUCACACAGAGCCCCGGGAAAUACUUUGUCCCGCCACCCAAACUGUGCAUUGACCUGCCUGACUAACAGUAAGAGCUGAAGCAGUUGCUGGUCAGAGAACUCGGACUCCCAACUCAAAACAGCAAAAUACUUUUUUUUUUUCCAACCUGCUGUCUUAAAGAAUUCAAUUUGCGCCCCUGCACUGAGCAGCAGCGUGACCUGCAAGAGUAAAGCUUCAGAUUCAUCACUUCAACGUCUCCAGCUGUUCUAAGACUCCUCCUAAAAUUGUCCAACUUGUAUAAAACAGAUUGUUUUCACUACUUGGUGGAGUCACACUGUGUUCCUCACUCACAUUUGGAUCUUUUCUGAAGAUGUACUCUUAUACCACAGAAAUAUCUCAGAUUCUCUUCAAUCUACAGCUAAAGUCGGGGAUGAUCCUAACCACAAACAGCAGGCGUGACCUUGUGAUGUUCUUUAGUGAAAUCUCAGAAUUUGUAACGGGGGACCAUUGGAGAAGACUGCUUUAGUCGUGUGAUUACUUUACUAUUAUAUGUGAUUUCAGUUUUGCUCCUGAAGGCAGAGAAACCAUGUUUGAAGUUAAAGGAAAUACUGUUUAUUUUUUAAAUUCCCUUGAGAGAUGGCUAAUAUUGUGUUUAUUGUAAACAGUUGUGAGCUUUCGGCAGCCUUGGUUUCUAAAGAGAAAAGGUCUUUUGUUUUUUCAAAAUUAAGUACUUUUAGUCAAUUUUCCUGUGCGUUUUUAGGGUAAUUCUUUAUUGGCAGAUCUGCACCGAACGAAAGUAAAAAUAAAAGAAGCACUUGAUGCUUCGAAGAUGCUUGGAA